Messenger RNA from Zasmidium cellare ATCC 36951, 432 nucleotides. RefSeq lists its product as uncharacterized. The record is from RefSeq and is a predicted model, not a curated record. The coding region runs from base 1 to 432 and encodes 143 amino acids. Gene Ontology annotation, biological process: translation; maturation of SSU-rRNA from tricistronic rRNA transcript (SSU-rRNA, 5.8S rRNA, LSU-rRNA). The transcript is spliced from 3 exons. Gene Ontology annotation, cellular component: cytosolic small ribosomal subunit; ribosome. Gene Ontology annotation, molecular function: RNA binding; structural constituent of ribosome. Lineage: Eukaryota; Fungi; Ascomycota; Dothideomycetes; Mycosphaerellales; Mycosphaerellaceae.
AUGUCGACCGUCCAGAGCGUCCAGUGCUUCGGCAAGAAGAAGACUGCCACCGCCGUCGCACACUGCAAGCAGGGCAAGGGCCUGAUCAAGGUCAACGGCCGCCCUCUCUCGCUCGUCGAGCCCCAGAUCCUCCGAUUCAAGGUCUACGAGCCUGUCCUCAUCCUCGGCCUUGACAAGUUCGCCGAUGUUGACAUUCGCGUCCGAGUCCGUGGUGGUGGUCACACUUCCCAGGUCUACGCCAUCCGACAAGCCAUUGCCAAGUCCAUCAUCGCCUACUAUCAGAAGUACAUCGACGAGCACAGCAAGAACCAGCUCAAGCAGGCCCUCGUCGCAUACGACCGUACCCUCCUCGUGGCCGACAACAGACGCUGCGAGCCCAAGAAGUUCGGGGGUCCAGGUGCCCGCGCCCGUUACCAGAAGUCUUACCGGUAG